Molecule: messenger RNA, 294 nt
Organism: Morchella importuna
Lineage: Eukaryota; Fungi; Ascomycota; Pezizomycetes; Pezizales; Morchellaceae
Exons: 3
Coding region: 1-294 (97 amino acids)
Source: RefSeq, a predicted model, not a curated record
AUGGAGUGUCAUAUCGGAACUUCACAUCCUCCACUAAUUCGAGGCUUAAUUGAUGUUAUGUUUUGUCAGCAGCAUGUCUAUUCGAACCUCUCUACCGCCGCGCCUGAUGCUCCAGUGGAGGCUAUUCUUGCUUUGAGUUCUAUUAAUGACUACUCUCAAGCGGUUUCCGAUCCGGAGCUCGAGGAAUAUAGGCGUUUAUCGGCGUUGGGCACUGCGACAAGCUGGCUUGAGAAAAUAACCAAAAAGAGCGGUGGCAAUGUUACAAUUGAUUACUGUACAGCCCUACUCACAUAG